GUUCGGAGGGAGCUGCCGCUGGAUUCCCGCGGUGGUGCAGCUCCUGCCUCGCCCUCUCCGCGCGCGCUCCGCCUCGCCCGGGCAGGGUUACGCGCCUCGACGCCUCUGCUCAGCCCGGCGGGACGUGCAGGAUGCUCCCCUCCGCGGCGCAGUUACUCCGGAGUGCCUGGGGAGGGAGGUGGCAGCCCCGGAUGCGGCUGCUCGCCCCUCUGGCGGGCGGAGGAGGGGGAGGGCGAAGAAACGGGAGCUCUUCCCUCCAGCGGGACCAGCCGCAGAUGCUGUGUCUGAGAAAAAUUGGAAACCUAAGACAUCACAGAAGGUUGCUUUGUAGCUCCCUAGUGCCAUCUGAUGAAGUCAGUGUUAAUUAUAAACAUGGGUUGCCAGUGAUAACCCUUACGUUACCCUCCAGAAAGGAACGCUGUCAGUUUACUGUGAAGCCGAUGCUAAUGACUGUCAGAGACUUUAUACAGGACAUACAGCAGGAGGAUAAAGCCAUUGAAGAGAUAGAAGCCUUCACGACAGAUGGCAGUGUGGUCUCUGCUUCAACACUGAUGGAACUUCUGUUGAUGAAUGACUUUAAACUUGUCAUCAAUGGUAUUGAAUACAGAGUACAUCCCCCACUGAAAGAUAAACUGAGCACUGAACAUGCUACAAAUGUGGAUGAUGUCAAGUCUUUGGUCCAUAGAUUGUUCACAGCCCUUCAUUUAGAAGAUCAUCAGACAAGAAGAGAGAGGGAAUUGUUGCAGAAAAUGGAACUUCUGAAAGAAGAACUGCUGCCUUUAGAGCAGAUAAAAGCCAGACUCACUGCAGAGGCUGAUGCUAAGAGUUCUCGUCUUCUAUGGAUUGGCUUAGCCUUAAUGUCUACUCAAGGAGGAGCUCUGGCCUGGCUUACCUGGUGGGUCUAUUCAUGGGAUAUAAUGGAGCCUGUCACUUACUUCAUCACCUAUGGAAGUGCCAUGGCAUUCUAUGCUUACUUUGUACUUACUAAACAGGAUUAUAUUUACCCAGAUGCGCGAGACAGGCAGUUCCUCCACUUCUUUCACAGGAGAUCCAAAAGCCAGAAUUUCAAUGUGGAUCAGUACAACAAGUUAAAAGAUGAUCUUGCAAAGGUAGAAGAAGCCUUGAAACGGCUGAAGAACCCUUUACAAUUACGUCUUCCAAUCCAAGAAAUAAAUGACAAGCUUUAAUUUUUUA
Molecule: messenger RNA, 1194 nt
Organism: Gekko japonicus
Lineage: Eukaryota; Metazoa; Chordata; Lepidosauria; Squamata; Gekkonidae
Gene: MCUB
Product: coiled-coil domain containing 109B
Exons: 8
Coding region: 132-1187 (351 amino acids)
Biological process (GO): mitochondrial calcium ion homeostasis; calcium import into the mitochondrion
Cellular component (GO): uniplex complex; mitochondrial inner membrane
Molecular function (GO): calcium channel inhibitor activity
Source: RefSeq, a predicted model, not a curated record